ACGAUACUGCUGCGCGUUGUAUAUACAAAAACCGGCGCGUUUUACGUUUAAUACAAACCCAUAUAUACACCUACCCCUUGAUAAACGUAGUUCGACGCCAUUGUUACUGAACUUGACGCCGACUUUAUAUUUAAAAUACAACUGUCAGUGAGAUUGUUUACAUUUAAAAAUUAAAAAAUAAACAAAAAAAAAAUUCAUCCAUAUUUUAAUAAUUAUUUUUAUGACAUAUAGUAAACGUUUUUUUGUCAAUAACAAUAGUGAGUUUUUGGAAAUAAUAAUUGAUUAAAUAUUUAUCAAUUUUUUUAACGUGACAUUUAAUUUUUUAUCAUCGUUUUUUUUUGGCUCUUUUUUAUAAUUUAUUUUUCUGUUGGUUUUUUAAGUGGCUUUGCGCUAUUUAUUGUGAAUUAAUUUGUGAUAAAUUUACAAGUAGAUUUUUGUGUUUAUUUAAAACAAGUGUAUAUUAAAAAAGAAAUAUUUUUUUUUUUUUUAAAGCUGGAUACUAGAGGUUGAGGUACAUUGUCCUUUAGGAUUUUCAUGCGCACCAGAGAUCAAGCAACUCCUCCUGUGGUUAUGUCCAGGAUAAAUGUUGUCGAAAAAAUAAUAACACAGUGAGAUUGACAUUAUUAUAUUUUUGAAAAAUAUUAUAAUUGUUUAUAAAAAAAGCUGGGUUAUAUUUACUGAGAGAGAUAAUAUACAAGUGGGAAAUUUUUUGGAGUAAAUAUUGGAAUUUGCCACGAGUUUUUGACAGAAGAUAUUCUUGUUGAGAUUUUUAUUUAAAAUCAUAAAAAUAAUAACGACGUCUAGCCUUGAUUUAUUAUUAUUUAUUUGAGUUAUUAUUAUUUUUUUUCUUUCGUUUAUUAUUGUUGAUUGGAGGUAGUUUUUUAAAUUCAAGUUUUUGUUUUUUGAAUUAAUUUGUUUUUUUUUUUUUUUUGAUUAUUGAAGUAUUAAUUGUGGCAAACUUUGUUUGCAAGUGUCAAGUGGUGAUUCAGUGCAUUAUUAUGUGAUUUGUGAUAUAGGAUUAUCAUUUCGUUAUUAUUGAUUCAAUUAAUAAUUAUUAUUUUAUUAUUAAACCGAGAACCAACUCGGAUACUACUUAAAGGAUGCAGGAACUGGCGUGUCGAGAAGGAACCCUGGUGCUCCUGUUCUUGGCUAUUUUAUCCCUCGCAAACGGUGUGCCAUCUUGUCAAUUUCCUGAAAAAUGGACAGGCCAAUGGUUUCAAUCUGGAAAACCACAGCCAAUUGCAGUAAAUUCAUCGAGCAUAGGAGAAAAAUCAUGUAUUCAAAAAAAUGGUGACAAAUAUGUUGUCUUCGACAACUUAUCUGGAGAGCAUUGUUUCAAAUGUCUCAUAAUCAAUGAUCGCCAUGAAAAUGUCAUCCAGUUUCGUGAAGUUGGUGAUUGUCAUUCGGAGCUUGGACAUAUGGAUGAUAUGUGUGAUGCAACUAGAACAGAUGCUGAUUUAUUUACUAUGUUCAGAUUGAAUCCAAAACCAAUUGCAUGUCCAUUUCUUGGACCACCAUUUACAUUUACAUAUAAUCGUGGCACACAAGAAUGCAAUAAUCCAGUUAGUCAUGCUGAAGGAUGCACUGAUAAUAGUACACUUUUAUUCAAGUAUCAAGCUUGUCCUGAUGUAUCAGCAUCUGAAAGUAACACUGAAGAGCUUCAAUGUUUGGCAACAUGGAAAGAUGGUAGAAAUAAAUAUCUAGUUGGUACUGUCAAGACAUUUGGCAGAAGUUCUGUAACCUACGAAGAAACAUUUAGGUGUUUUUUGUAUGAGACUCAUCAUCAAACUGGCAAGACGACAUAUGUACUGGCACAAUCUGGUGAUUCAACAUGUAGUGCAUUGAACUCUGUUGGCGAAGGUUCUAAACAAAUUAGAUUAACAAAAGGAGAUAAAGAACACAAUAGAUGUAAAUAUCCAACAUGGGUGACUAAACAUCAUGAUUGGCACACCCUUGAUCAUUCAAGAAGUUAUCAUUUUACAACUGGCAAUGCAACAUUACUUGUUAAAGAUAAAUCAGAUAGUAUUAAAUAUUCUGGUAAAGAUAACAGUUAUUCACAAGAGGAAAAAAUUGUUUGUCACAAUUUAGAACCAUUAGAAAGUUUACCUGGAAAAGAAAAAGUUAAACUUGUUGCACAUAUUACAAGGGGCUGUGAUAUUGGCUACGUCUGCAUGAUCUUUCACAAAAGAGAUGGCAAUGUUAUCGAGCUUCAGCAAUCAAGUCGAAAAGCAGUCAUACCAGACGAGGCAUGUAGUCAUCAUGAUCCAUCAGAUUCGUCUUUUACAACAUUGAUUACAUCAUCAAUGGAAAAAAAGGCAUGUCCUCAGCCAGGAAGAUAUACUGUUAAAUCACGUGCAUUAUCAACAUCACCAAGACGUAAACGUGGUAUUAAAAAUAAAGCUAAAAGAGCUGCUGAAAAACGUACAUUUUCAGAGGAUAAUGAGGACAAUGAAUGUAAUGUAUCACAUAUACAAAUUGGAUGUGGUUCUGCUGAUCACAGUGAGAUGGUUAUUGCAAGUAGUUGUCCAAGUGAACAGCUAGUAUAUACUUGUCAUGAUCGUUGGGAAGAAAGUGGUACAUAUUAUACAAUCGUAUCACAAACAAGUAGCAAUGAACAAACACAAGGCUCAGGACAAACAUUUUGUUUUUCAAUGAGAUGGAAUGAUCCAGAACCAAAAUUAUCUGGUAGAGGUGGUCGAAUUGAACAACAAGAACAAGAAUUAUGGCUGUCAAGACCAACACGAGAAUUUCAAACUGGCAGCAAUGAACAAUGGACAUAUAUACUAACAAGUCAAGGUGUCUGUGAAGAUUUGACGAGAGCAAGUGCAGCAUCGUCAUCAUCGUUAUCAAGAGUUUCAUUAGUAUUAUCAGCUGGUGCUGCAAUAUUGUGUAGAUUAUUGUCAAGAUGAUUUGUAGCAAUCAGUGUUAAUGUUUGAAUAUAAAUUUAAACAAACAAACAAACAAUAAUACAUAAAUACACAUGAUCAAUGAAAUUGCAUAUAUUAUUAAUGUGAAAAUAUUGACGAAUAUGAAUGGGUGAGUUUAGUGAGAAUGUUACAAUUGUUUUAUGAUUAAAUACAUAACAAUAUAUUUGAAAAAUAAAAUAUGAUUGAUAGGCAAUGGGGGAGGAUAAUGUAUAAAUGUAAUUGUAAAAUUUUUAUUUUAUUUAUUUUUUUUAUAUUCGUUUGUCAAUUUUUUUUUUUCUUUAAUAUAUAUUUUUUCAAUGAGGAAAAAUAGGUAAUAUUCAUUAAAUUGUCAAUGUUUGUAUUUCGUUGGAUAUAAUCCAGAGAUAAUGACUCAAUUAGUCACCGUAAAACAAACAGCAUAUAUUCAUAAUUUAUUAACAAUAAUUCGAUGUAUUUCGACUUUAAUUUACAAAUAACAAGACUCAUAUCUAAAAUUUUAUCUCCAAUAAAUUUUAUGACAAAUUAAUCAAUUAAUUUACAAAUUAAACUGCCAGAUAACUUGAACAAUUACUCGAGUUAAAUUACAAAAUGAUUAUGACAAGAUAAAUAAUUAAAGAGAAUAUUCAAAAAUUGACGAAAUAAAAUUAAUAAAUAAAAUUGUAAAUAUACGAUCAGGGUACAGGUGAACGACGAUAGUUGAAGAUUUAUAAAAAAUGAUUUAAUAAAAUGUAUAACAUUUUAUUUUAUCAAAAAGAGAAAAAAAAAUUUCUUUGUCGUAACUGAUCGAAAGAUACGACGAAAAUAAAUGAAUAAAAAUUAUUCAAAAUACUAAUUAAAUAUAAAUUAAGAUAAAAUAAUAAAUUAACAAUUAAAUAUUAAUAAAAAAAAGAAAAAAAAAGUAAUCGAAAAAUAAAAAAAAAAAAAAAAACAAUUUUUAUUCACUUAGCUAGUUGCACAUCUGUAUAUAAAUGAUUUAUAUAAUGUAUAAAGACUGUUUUUAAGGGAUUAUAUAUUGAAAGAGGUUUUACGGUUUAUUGGGCGCUAGACUGCGACUCAAAUUGCCACCUAGAUUUAUUAAUAUUAUAUAAUAAAAUGAUAAAAUAAUUAAAAUUUUUAUUUUCAUUUACUUUUUCAUUUAUUUUCAAACAAUAAUUAAUUCUUAACUGGAUUUAAGAUUUUUUGAAGGGCAGGCCAAUGAUGAAGAAACAAUUCGUAGAUAAUUUUUAAAAAUAUUUAAAAUAUUUAAAAAUUGAAAAGAAAAAUUUACUGGUACUUAUGAAUGAAUUGUUGAAUAUCACAGAGGACCAUUUAAAAAAAUUUAUAAUUUAAUUAUUUAUAAUUUAUAUUGAAAUAAAAAAAAAAAAAUAUAUAUGUGAUUUAAAUAAAAAAUAAAUAAAUAUCACAGAGUUUAUUUAAUUGGUUAAAUAUAUUAUUUAAAAUAUUUCGAAUAAAUUUUGCUGAAUUAAAAAAAAUAAACCGGCUAGACUGGUCGACCCAAUGACUAUAUCAAACAAGUUCAUCGGGCAGCUAUAUUAGUUAAGUUAUCUCGCACUAUUUAUUUUUUAAAAAAUAAUAUAAAAUUUAUAAUGAAAAAUAAAACUGGAAUAAUUAUUAUUCCGAUGUCUAAAUUGAUCAAGGCCCCCAAGACGUUUACCAAUCAAUAAAGCUCCGGGAUACAAAAACCCUGAUAAUAAAAAUAUUAAAGGCAUCAGAAAUAUUGUAAAAUUAUGCGUAAAAAAAAAAUUAUUUAAUAAUUAACAAAAGAAAAAGAAAUAAAUGAUUUAAGAAGAUUUAAUUACUUAUUUAAUUGUGGGCCUAUCUUGAUGAAUCAUCGGUAACUCUGUGGUAUACGCCCAAGCACAAAAUAAACAAUUAAUAAAUAUUUAAAAAAAACACAGCCAAAAGUAAUAAAAAUUAUGUGAAAAUAUAUUUAAAACAAACGAUCAACAAAUUAUUAUUUGAUUUUAUUUUCAACUGUACAUACUAGGUAUUUAAAAUGACUGGUUUGUUGUUUGAUAUUCGUCAAGUAUUUAUUGUUUCAAAUUUUGCAUUAUUAUUUACGAAAAUAUUACUUAACAAUACUUUGAAUAAUUUAUUUUUCAAAUAUAUAUAUAUAUUAUUUUUCAAACCGUGAGAAAAUAUAUUUAAAAAAGCCAGCUAACGGAAUUUAUAUAUUUCCAUAUCAUUAGUCGCUUUGAUUAAUAUUAAAUUUUGUAAAUAAAUUGUCAACGCGAGUAUCGAACAAUAAGCCAAACUUACCUGACAAAUAAAAAAUUAAACAAAACACAAUAUUUAAAACCAGAUAAAAAGUCCUGUUAACGAAAAAGAUAAAUAUAAAAUAAACCGAAAAAUUUUUUAGCUAUCUAGUGGAGGUAUAAGUAUAAAAAUAUUAAUAUGUAAAAUAAAAUUUUUAAUAAUGGAACAAGGAAAAAUGAUAAACACAGUGUGUACAAGUUGUGAAAUGUAAAAGAAUAAUUAAAAAAUGUUUAAAAAUAAAUCAGGCAAUGAUUAAAAUGGAGGAUAACAUAAAAAAAAAAUGAAUUGAUUGAUUGAUCAUUAUAAGGAUCGAGUGUACAAGGAGUAUAUAUAUAAAAAAAAAAAUAUAUACAUAUAUAUAUUUUUCGUUUUAUCACUGUGAUGAUUAUUAAUAUAAAUAUUAGUAGAUAAGGCAAUUUGAGUGUUGUUUUUUCUUGCCACUUGUAUAGUUAAAAAUAAAUAAAAUAAAUAUAAAAUAAAUCACGAUUAAAUAAUAAAUAAAACGAGAAAAAACAUUGAUUUAAAUUUUAAAUUUUCAACUAAUUAUCCUUAAGGGUUUUGGGGCUUAAAA
Molecule: messenger RNA, 5733 nt
Organism: Aphidius gifuensis
Lineage: Eukaryota; Metazoa; Arthropoda; Insecta; Hymenoptera; Braconidae
Exons: 13
Coding region: 1101-2909 (602 amino acids)
Source: RefSeq, a predicted model, not a curated record